AAGUUCGACCUCCAUGGAUAACUCGGGCUCUAGCAGCAGAUUAGCUCGCACUCGCCCGUCGAUGGUCGCUAAAAAACAUUCUCAAGACGAAUUACCAGUUUUCUCUGGUUGGAGAUCGUAUUUCCAUGACUAGUAACUCUUCAGCAUCUCUUGGUCUAUGUUUUGUUAGGGUUUUGAUUGCUUACUAUGAAGAGUUAGGGUUCUGGAAUCUUAUGGCUUCGGGAAACUAGACUUUUGAAGCUGGUAUCUAGUUUCCCGUUUAAUUCUCUUACUUUUCAACUUUUUUAUUUUGUUCAAAUAUUCUGUAAAUUAAGUAUGAAAAGGUUGAGAUCUUAUGAUGACGAUCUCGAUUCGAUUGGGGAUAGAGGGGUUUUGAAAGAUUGGGGUAGAAGGGAUCAAGAACCAGAUCGUUCGCAUCGGCGAUUUUAUUCGAAAGCUGAAAACGGGCGGAAAGGUUUAUCUUCGUCGUCUGGUUACGAUCGAUCAAUAGAAGAUGAUCGUGAGGUUUCCAGAUCGUUGAGGAAGCGUUUUGAUCAUGAUUCUGAUGGUUUUGAGAGGAGGAAGAGCUUUGAUCGUUAUCGGGAUUGCGGUGAUAGGGGUAUUUCACUUUCUUCACCUCGGACUUCCUAUAGUGGUGACAGGAUUCAUCGGUCGGAGAGCUUUUGUGGCUCUAGGCGGGAGUUCCCCAAGGGGUUUAGGUCAGAGAGGGACCGUUCGCGGCGAGAAGAGAGUGUUUCAUCGUGGCGGAGGUUCGGGGGAAGCAAGGAUGUUGACGAAGAUGCUAGGUUUAAUGUCGACACUGGGAGGGGAAGAAGAGUUGUUUCUGAGGAAAGAGGAAAUGUAAGAUCGCCGCAGGGUUCGAGAGAUGUUCUGAAGUCGUCUCCUUGUUCGAAGGAUUCUGGUGGGGAGCAGUCUAAGAGUACUAAGGUGAAGAAGAACGAAGAAGUGCACAAAGAGAGUGGAAGCAGCAGUGAGAUGGAAGAAGGGGAACUGCAACCCGAAGACGAAGCUACACCUGCACCUGAAGGGGAAGCCAAACCUAAACACAAACCCAAGCCUGAACAUGAAGAACCUGAAGUUGAAGCUGAACCUAAACCUGAAUCUGAACCCAACCAAAAUGCUGAAGCUCCAGGAGUGUGCACUGAGAAUUGCAAGGAAUUGGAGAGUGUGCAUGCCAUCAAGUCAGAGAUGGAUUUGGAGAAAGGAGGGGAAUCUUCAGCUGAAGAGAAGAUAGAGCUCAACGGUAAAGAUAAUUGUGAUGGAAUCCGGGAGGAUGGGACACGAGAGCCUGUGACAGAGGUGGUGAAGGAGAUUGAUAAGGUUCCAGAACGUCUAGGGAACUCUGAUAAUGAAUUGAGUACAAGCAAAGAAGCAACAGUGGCAGAUAAUGUAGGUAGAGAAGGAGAAAAUGCAAGAGAAGAUUGUGAGUCUGUAGGCCCUUGUGUCCGUACACCAGAAGACCACGAUAGAUACGAAGCAACCAAGGACGAGGAUGCUGAGAAACCAUUGCCUUUGGAGGAGGAGCGGAAUGAGGGCAAAGGUAUUGAUUUGGAAGCUGAUGUGAAGGACAUCGAUUUGCUCAAUUCGAAUAAGGAAGUUGCAAAAGCAAAUGGAACACCUAAGGUGACUUUGAACCUCAUAACAGAAAAGUCCACUCAAAAUUCCAAGGAUAAGGGAAAAAGUCUUGCCGUUUCUUCAUAUAAUGAAGCUAAUUCCAUGGAAGAUGGCCUAUGGAAGGAAGAAGAUGUAGUAGUCAGAAGAGAAGCUGCUACGGGAGGGCCAAGUUGUAGGGGUUUUGAGUUGUUCUCUAGUCUUGCUGCAACAAGACAAGAGAAGACAAACAAUUCUGGUGUUUAUAAGCAAAAAGAUGGGAUGCUUAAAAUGGAGCCACUUGACCUUUCUCUGGGCUUGCCAAAUGUAUCAUUAGAACUGCAUUCCCUUGAUCCAAAGCCAGCUCCUGGUUCCCCCAGUCGUAUAAGGAGUGUUCAGUCUGUACCUUCCACAUUUUGGACGGGCUCUGAUGGAUUUACUGCAUCAAUUUCCUUUUCAGGUUCCCAGCCAUUCGUUCAUAACCCCAGCUGUUCUCUCACACAGAAUUCAUUUGACAACUAUGAACAAUCAGUUGGCAGUCAUCCUAUAUUUAAGGGAGUUGAUCAAAUUUCUCAUGGUUCCUGGCAGGUGCAAUCGUCAAAUGACCCUAAGCGCAAGGAAGUUCCCCUGUAUCCAAGGAUUUUACAAAAUGGCAAUGCAUCUCAGUCAUCUCAAGGCAUUUUAAAUCAUCACACUGCACAAGUUCAAGAUCAUAAUAGGAAUUCUGAGGGAACCUCUGGAGUACCUGUUGCCUUGGAUUGGCAGUCAAGUCGGCCAAGACAGCUUACAGGUGUACUGUCAAGGAACCAAGAUGAAAUCAAAUCCCAUGCACAUGGUGUUGUCUCUCUUGAAGUUAGACCAGAGUAUAGUGAGGAUAAGAAAUGGGUAAUGAGAGAGAAAAGAGGUGGUAGUUUAUUUCGCAGUAGUAGUCAGAAGGAGAUAGAACAGCCUGUUGUAGGUGGAACUGGUUUUGUAGAGAGGAUUAUUGCCAUGAUAAUUUUAGAGCCAGUACAAGUAAUGGCCAAGAGAAUUCAUGAAAUGACUGAACAGUCCAUAGCAUGUUUAAAGGAGAGUGUCCGUGAGAUGAUAGUGAAUGAAGAUAAACAUGGGCAGUUACGUGCAUUUCAGGAAGCAUUGCAGAGUAGAUCUGACCUUACACUAGAGACGCUAUCAAAGUGUAAUCGAGCUCAGUUGGAGAUCUUGGUGGCUUUUAAAACUGGUCUUCAAGAUUUUCUCUACCGAGCCAAGGAUUCUUCUCCUCCUGAUUUAGCUGAGAUCUUUCUGAACUUGAAGUGCAGAAAUCUUGCUUGCGGGAGUCCCCUUCCAGUGGAUGAAUGCGAUUGCAAAGUUUGUGCUCAGAAAAGUGGCUUCUGCAGUGCUUGUAUGUGCCUUGUUUGUUCGAAGUUUGAUAUGGCAUCCAAUACCUGUAGUUGGGUUGGGUGUGAUUUCUGUCUUCAUUGGUGCCAUACGAGUUGUGGCUUACGGGAAUCUUAUAUCAGAAACGGGCAUAGUGUCACUGGGGCUCAAGGAACAACUGAGAUGCAGUUCCACUGUCUUGCUUGCAAUCACCCUUCUGAGAUGUUUGGCUUUGUGAAAGAAGUUUUCAAGACCUGUGCAAGGGAAUGGAAAGAUGAGACUCUUUCCAAGGAACUUGAAUAUGUGAAGAGGAUUUUUUCUGCUAGUAAUGAUGUGCGAGGGAAACAACUUCACAAUGUCGCUGAGAAGAUGCAGGCAAGACUAGAAAAUAACAAAUCCAAUCUCUCAGAGGUUUAUAAUCAAAUCAUGGAGUUCCUGACUGUUGCAGAAACUGAUUCCAAGUUGGGCAACACCUCUGCUUCUGGAAAGGAACAAUCCCAUAGGAACCCAGAGUUAAGCAGUGGGGUCUUUGGACCAAGCCAAGAAGCUAUGUGGCUGACAUCUGUUUCAACUGAAAAGACUACUCCACAACUAGAAAAUGCUGGUAGUGGGGUUCCCAUAUUGGAUUGGGAUCGGGUAGGUCGGUCGAAUGAGGAUUCACAGUUGCAGAAGAGUGUAGAAAAGAAACCAGUCAUUGAUGAGCUGGAGAGCAUUGUGAGAAUCAAACAGGCAGAGGCAAAAAUGUUCCAAGCACGGGCAGAUGAUGCAAGAAGAGAGGCUGAAGGCCUGAAACGCAUUGCAAUUGCUAAGAAUGAAAAGAUUGAAGAAGAAUAUGGGAGCCGAAUUACAAAGUUAUGUUUGGCUGAGUCCGAGGAAAGGCGCAGACAAAAGCUUGAAGAACUACAGAUUCUUGAAAGAUCACAUCGUGAGUAUUUCAAUAUGAAAAUGAGGAUGGAAGCGGAAAUUCAAGAUCUGUUGUUAAAAAUGGAAACUGCAAAAAUAAACCUUAGCACUUGAUUUGGCUUGUUUAGAGAUGCAUGUGUUGCACAUUCUCAGCAACCUCAGGUAAUUAUGCUGUCAUAGGGUUGAGAUUUAUGACCCGAAUUGUAGCUUUUAGUCUUUCCCAUUCCCCUCAUCGUUUAUGUGAUCUAUAGGUGUACAAUUAAUUUUUCAGGUUAGUUCCUUUUCUUUUUGACUAGCUUGCUAACCAGAGCUUUGUACAGAGAAUGCUCCACCUAUGUGUUAUGAAUGGCUUCCUGUGAGGAAGAGAAUUGAA
Telopea speciosissima is the source of this 4222-nucleotide messenger RNA. RefSeq names its product protein OBERON 4-like. NCBI's taxonomy places the organism in Eukaryota, Viridiplantae, Streptophyta, Magnoliopsida, Proteales, Proteaceae. The record is from RefSeq and is a predicted model, not a curated record. The transcript is spliced from 2 exons. The coding region runs from base 316 to 3963 and encodes 1215 amino acids. Gene Ontology annotation, cellular component: nucleus.